Musca vetustissima is the source of this 1512-nucleotide messenger RNA. RefSeq names its product alanine--glyoxylate aminotransferase 2, mitochondrial. The transcript is spliced from 5 exons. Lineage: Eukaryota; Metazoa; Arthropoda; Insecta; Diptera; Muscidae. Gene Ontology annotation, molecular function: pyridoxal phosphate binding; L-alanine:glyoxylate transaminase activity. Gene Ontology annotation, cellular component: mitochondrion. Gene Ontology annotation, biological process: glyoxylate catabolic process. Bases 1 to 1512 code for a protein of 503 amino acids. The record is from RefSeq and is a predicted model, not a curated record.
AUGCCUGCAUCUUCAAAUCGUUUGAUAUGGCAGUCCCGUUACACCUCUUCCUCCACACUAAAUUCCAAGGCCGCACCGGCCCCUGCGCCUUUGCUACAAAAUGACAUGCCCAAUUUGGAUUAUAAACCACCGGAAUAUAAGGGACCUAGCUAUGAAAAUAUCAAGGAACUAAGGAAGAAUCAUCUCACACCGAAUAUCCAGUCGUAUUAUAAGAAACCUUUACUGAUACACAAUGGCCAUAUGCAGUGGCUGUUCGAUCAUGAUGGUAAUCGAUAUUUGGAUAUGUUCGGCGGUAUUGUAACUGUGUCGGUGGGUCACUGUCAUCCAAAAGUCAACAAGGCAUUGGAGGAGCAAGUCAAGACCCUUUGGCACACCACAAAUAUUUAUAUGCACCCCAAGAUUCAUGAAUAUGCUGAAAAGCUGGCAGCCAAAUUUCCGGGAGAUUUAAAAGCGGUCUGCUUUGUCAAUUCCGGUUCGGAGGCCAAUGAUUUGGCCAUGCUUAUGGCCCGUCUACAUACCGGAAAUCAAGAUAUUCUAACCCUGCGUAAUUGUUAUCAUGGUAUGUCACCAUAUACCAUGGGCCUCACCGCCCAUUCCACAUGGCGUUUCCCCUUGGCCGGAGUAUCGAAUGGCAUACAUCAUGUUAUGAACCCGGAUCCUUAUACAGGGAUUUGGGGUGGUUCGAAUUGUCGUGAUUCGCCCAUACAAACUGAUCGCCAAUGCGAAUGUAAUGCGGAGUCGGGUCAGUGUCGGGCCAGUGAGAUGUAUUACAAUGAAUUGGAACAGACUUUCAAAUAUUCGCUGCCACGUGGUAAAGUGGCUGCCAUGUUUGUCGAAUCGAUUCAGGGUGUGGGUGGCACCGUGCAAUUUCCCAAGGGUUAUGUCAAAAAGGCAGCGGAAUUGGUGCGGGCCAAUGGUGGGGUAUUUGUGGCAGAUGAAGUCCAAACGGGCUUUGGGCGUACCGGAGAACAUUACUGGGGUUUUGAGGGUCAUGGUAUUGUACCGGAUAUUGUUACCAUGGCUAAGGGUAUUGGCAAUGGUUUCCCCAUGGCCGCCGUCGUAACCACACCCGAAAUUGCCAAAUCCCUUGGCAUGGCUUUGCAUUUCAACACCUAUGGUGGUAAUCCUCUGGCCAGUGCUGUCGGUAUUGCUGUCAUGGAUGUCAUGGAAAAGGAACAGCUGCAAAAGAAUUCCCUAUAUGUGGGUACCUACUUCCUCAAAAAAUUAGCAGAACUUCGUGACAGUUAUGAAAUUGUUGGUGAUGUUCGAGGCAAGGGUCUGAUGAUUGGCCUGGAAUUGGUUAGUGAUCGUAAAACCAAAACGCCAUUGGGUGUACCACAUGUCCUGGAGAUAUGGGAACAAUGUAAAGAUAUGGGUGUACUAUUUGGUCGUGGUGGUCUCAAUGGAAAUAUUUUACGCAUUAAACCCCCAAUGUGUAUCUCGAAAACGGAUGUUAAUUUUGCCGUAGAUGUCCUUAAUCGUGCCAUUUCAGAUUUCGUAAUGAAAAAUUAA